CAUAUGUUCGUUAUAUACAUGUUGCUAGUUACCAAGGCAUUCUUCUGUGAAAAUCAACCGUAAUUGGAAUGAAAAAAAACGACAACAACGAGUAAAAACGCACUAAAGUAUGUGUUUCAUAUGAACGCCCCAGCAAAAACUAAUUAAAAAACUGUGACAUCUUGUAACAUCCGCAGGUGGUAAACACUCAGUCACUUGUCACCACGAUGAGCGGCUACGUAUACAUAUUUUCAGAUCAAAGUUUAUAACAAAAAAUAAAAAAAAACAAGCAAAGUAUGCAACGGUACUUGCCACACUUACCGCGGCAUGACAUAUGUUGUGGCAUUCACUUAGUAAAAUAUUAAUUAAAAAUGUUUUUAUUUUAACGACGAGCACAGAGCACAAGCGACUUACAUUCUCGUGGAUAAUGACAAAGAUUUUGUCGUUGUUGUCGUCGUUCUGGUGAAUAUAUAAAAAAAACCCCAAACCAAAACACAAACAUAAACAAACAAGCAAACAAAAAAAAAACUUCUACAUAAACACUCAAAGCAAGCUAAGCUAAGGCAAAAAGAAUAAAUGAAACAAACAGUCCCUAAUGUAUCUUUUAUUCGACUUGCAUAUUGCGUUGCGUUAAAUAAAUACAUGUGAACGAACAACGAACGAGGCCGAAAGGAGAAGGAGGCGUUCACGAGUGCAAUAUCACAUCAUCAUCCUCAGCCAGCGGGCCACAAAGAUCCAGUCAUUGGAGCAAGUCAAGUGCAGAGUAUCUGCCGAGGAUACCAGACAACAACCACCGCAAUGUAAAUUAAUAAAAAAAGACAAUCUAAUGAAACUCGUAUCUGUCCAGACGUAAGAACUGACAUUAUCUACAGCAAAACAGUCUUACAAAAAUAAAUAACCUUUAAAACCCCCAAAGCAAUUUCAACACAAAUAAGAGAAGCACAUUUACGAACUUUUAACCAGAAUCCAUUUGACUUGGAACUCUAGUGGACGACGAGGAGGAGUAGGACAAACAAAAAGUGGACAUCAAAGAGAAAAAUGAGGAAAUGCAAUAAAAGGCAAAAUGAAAUGAAACGAGAAAGCACAACAACACAAAAAUUACUAAUAAUAAAUCUUAAAGUAAGUUCGGAGAUUUAAAAAGCUGUAAACACUUGAGGAUACACCUGCGAUACGCUUGGAUUCGAAUUGGAACCAAGACCAAGUGAGCGAGAAAUAAAAUAUAAAAAUCAAUUUACAAGAAGUGUUGACAACUUUAAGGCGAACUCACACACACGCACAUCAAAGAACGCAUACACACAUAUUUAGAUAUAUGUACCCAAAGAAAGCAGCAGCAGAUCGAAGAAAACAUGUCGAAUUUACUUUUCAUGGAUGAAUCGAAUGGCAAUGGUGUGUAUGCAACGUCUGCGACAGCAAUUUUAAUCAACAAUACAAAUAUCAAUAAUAACAACAACAGCAGCAACAACAUUGGACGUGGUAACAACAAUCACAACAGCAAUAGCAACAACAACUCGAACAAUACACCACCCACUUCGAAUAACAAGAGCAAUAAUUACAACAAUAAUAAUAACAACAAUAACAACAGUAGUAGUGGCAGUGGCAACAAUAUCCACAAUUUAAUGGCAGCAGCUUCAAAUGCAGCCGGCACGGCUGCAUGUGCCAAUGGAGUCAUUCCUCCCCAGCUGCCCACAUCACUAUCAAAUGAAGAUCUCAGUCAAAGUCUUUCCGAAUACACGGAUGCCGAUGAAAGCAUAUCAGCACCGACAGAAUUCUUAGCCGAGUUUCUGUCUUCAGUCAUGCUCAAGGAUUACAAAAAAGCUUUAAAAUAUUGCAAGCUAAUUUUGCAGUACGAGCCACACAAUUCGACAGCAAAGGAAUUCUAUCCAUUGAUAUUGGACAAAUUACGUGGUGCCACCUCUAGUGACAGUGACGAAAACUACAAUAAAUCAUCUUCCUCACCGGAAUUAAUACUGGAAGCCCCAUCAUCAGAUCCUUCGGCGGGAGAAAGUGAUGAACAGGAAGCUUUGGCUGGUGAGGAAAAGCUACAUCGUCAGCAUAUACGGCGACCGCAUUUGCCAGACUUAGGUAUAGCUGAGGGCAUUUUAGAUCCCAAUUCAAAUGUGAGCAGCAACAGCAAUAGCAUUGAAGACGACGAUGAUGUGGACGAGGAGGAGGAAGAGGGUGCAGGUGGUGUUCUAAGCAGUGGCUCGGUAGGCGUUAGUCUAAGUGAUUCCGUAGAUGCUGAUGACGACGAGGAUGAUGGAGAAGAUGCUGACGACGACGAUGAUGAUGACCGUGACGAUGAUGACGAUGACAUCAUGAGCAGCAGUGGCGAUGAUUUGCCCGUUGAUGAACAUCAGGUCAUUGUGGGCGAUGUCCUGGACAUAGAUAACUCAGGUAAUGCAUGUGGCGGCGAAGGUGCUGAUGGUGUAGCUUUAAAUGGUUCAAAUUCAUCACGAAAUUCUUCGAGUGGUGGUAAAAUUAGUAGCCGCAGUGACAAUACGACACACUCGUAUUCGAGUUUAUUGCUGGAGGAAGAAGAUGAUAUAGUGCCUGCAAAUCUACACUUUCCCAAGGAUUUUAACACACCUGAUUUGGAUGUUAGCAAUGGUAAUAAAAUUCCCUCAACAUCCUGCAGUGAUUCGGAAUCGCCAACAGAACCGCUGACACAAAGAUUAGCAGCCAUUUUACGCUCAAAGUGUGGUGUUUCAAAUACUAAUGGUUAGAAAUACUCCCAACACCCCCUGAAUGGCAUAUAUGUUAAAAAAAAAUAUUAAGUGUAAAUGAAAUAUAUAAUAUAUAUACAAAAUAUGUCUAUAAUCCAAAAAUUGUAUAAACACACACUCACACACAGUAACACAGCAUUCAACAAUAUUUUUGGCUAACCUAUUAUUAUUAUUAUUGAAAUACUUUUAUCAAUUUAAUUUUUCUCUUUCUUUCAGUAAUAAUAAAAUUUAAUACAAACUAAAUUGUUAUCAUAUUCCAAUCAUUGUGGAAUAUAAUAAUAUAUAUAUUUUUGUUACAAUAACAACAUUUUGCACACACAUACACAUAACAAGAAAAUUAUAAAUGUUUAUGUGUAUUGAUAUUAAUCAACUUAUACUCAAUAUUAACUUUAUUAUAUACUAACUUACUUAAUAUCUCAAUUUUUGUCGACUUAUUUAAUUUAGAACAAUAUUUUACGGUACUUAUAUAUGAAAACACAUGUAUACUUAAUUCAACGUAUUUAUAGUCUAUCUAAUAUCGGAUGUACAGCUGCUGGUCGUCAACAUAACGAGUAAUGUUCUCAUAGUUUUAGUUUUUGUGUGUCUUAGUGUUGUUAACAAAUAUUUCAUGAAGAUGUAAAUUGGGCAUCAUAUUUUUUGAAAAUAUUUUGUUUUUUGAAACAUAUUCUAAUAACAAAAAUGAUAUUCCAGUUUUUUUUAGACUAGCAUGUUGACCAGUUAAAUUAUUAUUAUAUUUUUUUUUUAUUUAGAGAGCUUAUACACGGCCUAUAUAUGUAGAAGCCGAUUCAGAUAUUUGCUUUAAUAAUAUACACAUAUUUAUAUAAAUAUAUUUAGAUAUUAGGUUCUGCCUUGUCUACCUUAAUAUUUAUUUAGUUUAUUUAGCUAAUGACAAUGGAUAAAGAAGAAAUUCUUCAAUAUUGUAUGGAUUUAAUACAUGGUAUAAUAAUUACAGGUAGCAGCAAACCCCAGCUGAUUAGCCUAUAUAGUAAUACUAAUGUCAAAUUUCGAUAUGACGUUUUGUGAUUUAAUUCAAUUUCAGGAUAUACAAUAGGCAUACACUUUUUUAUAUAAAAUUUCAUUGCAGUUCAAAUUUAAAUAUUUUUUUACCUAAUAAGAGAAAAAAUGCUGUCAUACUUUGCAAAACACCAACAGCGAUGGUGCGGAAACUUUUUUUUCGCGGUAAAGGAACAGCUAACAGUUAUACAUUCAAAAGAAUGAUAUGAAAGCAUUAAAAUUAAAUAUUUUCUGCAUUUUAAAUUAAAAAAUUCGCAUUUAAAAAAAAGAUAAAUUUUCUAAAAUUAAAAUAAUUUAUGGGAAAAUAAAAACAUUUUUGGACAUAGGGUAAGUGUGCCUAAGUUCGGCAUGUCCCAGUAGUCGGCACUUUUUAUUUUUAAGCCCAAAUAAAUGAAACUUUUACAACUAAAUGUAUUUUGUUUGCUUCAAAUAUAUUGUCAGCUAUCUUUGUGUAGAAUUUCGCUAAUAAAAGAUGAAUUAUUCUAAUAAAAAUUAAAUUUUUGUCUGUGAAGGUCCUCAACAAUCCAUAUUCUUAAGAAAAGUACAGUAAAGACGUCGAAUCAGUUUAACUAAACAAAACUAUUAUAUUUUAAUGAAUUAAUUUAUUAUUAUUAUUAAUUAUUCUUACAAAAAAAAUUGGUAUGCCGACUGUUGGAACAUGCCAUACCGACAAUUGGCAAGUGGUGCCGACUACUGGCAAAAAAGCAUUGUUUUAAUAAAACUAAAAAUUUAUGAAAUUUAAUAAAAAGUUUUUAAAAAUUUAUUUGUUAUUGCAAAAACUAUACAAAAUUUCGAAUCUGAAUAAAUUUACUUUGUAAUAAUUGAAAAGCUCCACUCAGAAUGGUGAGCGAUUAAAAACGCGAAAAUCCUAAAAGUGCCGACUACUGGUACACCUACCCUAUAACUCUGAAACUUGUAUUACCUACAAAAACAAAUUUGUAUGUGUUUGUUAUUACGUUAGUUGUACAACAACAAUUGCUGUUAUCUUUAUUAUUCCAUGGAUCUAAUACAACAUUUUGUUGUUCCUCCCAAAAUAAGAGAGCUUUAGUUUAGAUUGCAUAAUUUUUAAUUUUUUUUUAAAUUUUAUUGAAUGAAAGCAAAAAAUAUCGGAAAUAGCAUCAAAUUUUAGAAUAAGUUUAGAUCUGUUCCAAUUGGCAACCUUUGGCACGAAUUAUGGCCUUCCAACGGCCAAUGAAACAAUCACACGCUGUCCGAAUGUUGUUCUGCGGUAUUUCGGCCCAUUUCCGGCGAAGCACUUGCUUGAGGUGAUCGACACAUUGGUAUUUUUUAGUGCCAACCUGGCUUUCCAAAAUACUCCAGACACAAUAGUCCAACGGAUUGGUAUCUGGAGAUUUUGGUGGCCAUUCUGCGCUGCAAACGAAGAGAGAAACCUCACGAUAAUAUUCGGCAUUUAUUCUGAUGCCACGGUCGAUUAAUAUGAGCGGAGAGCAACCAUCGGCACCAUCUCAUGGCCGGCGCUUGAGUUCUGGUGGCCAACCGAAGUUGCACAUUUUCAGCUGACCUCUUUGGCAAGUAAACACUACCAUUUUGUUUGUUUACAAACUGCUGGACAACGAAUGUUUUCUCAUCGGAGAAAACCAAAUUCGGCGGUUCAUCACUUUCGAUUAAGCGAAGGAACUUUUUAGCUCUUUUGAGUCUAUUUUCUUUCUGUUACGGUGUAAGUUCUUGCACUUUUUGGAAUUUCAAUGGCUUUACACCGAGCUCAUUUUUCAAUAUUUGGCGAAUGGAAUGUUGUGAUAUGUUCAGCUCACAAGCCAUUUUUCGGACACUUUACUCCUCGAAUCAUUUCUGCUGAUGUUGUUGUUUUCUUCCGUCCACUUCCUUGACGUCGGGCUACCAUACCAGUAUCACGGUAACGAGCGAUAGUACGAGACACAAAAGAAUAAUUCACAUUUAAAUGCUGGAAUGCUCUAACGAUAGCAACUUAUGGUUUUCCAGCCAAAUAUAAAGAAAUCACACUAUCACGCUUGAAUUCCAUCACGAAUAACUUUUUUUCUGGAAAAUUCUCACCAAAAAGCGAUUGUGAACAAUAUAUGGAGCUGUCACUUGAAUAAUUUUAACAUCUGUCGGUAGCUCAGAAAUGAUUGCAGUCUGAAGUUGGUUGCAGUUUUUUCAUCUCACCCUGUACACAGCUCGUAUAUAUGUGUGUGUAUUGUUUUGAAUUAAAAAUUAAAUAUUUAAAAAUUAUUUCAAAUUUAGAUGCAACAAAACUACAUAUUUUCCACUUUAACGGGCAACAAAAUGUAUUAUUUUGGAAUGAAACGACAUUGUCCCUAUGCCUGGGAUUCAAUUUUGUAGAGAAACCAUAAUAUAGUAAUUUUGUGAAAAAAGUAAAAUAAAAAAACCAAUUGUUGCAUGUCCUUAUUGACCUAGACCUAGGAACAUAUUUUAAUGUUGUAUUAUAAGGAUAUUUGAGCCUUAUCUAGGGGUAACGAUCGAUUUUGAAGGCCCUGGCCAUAUUUGCCAACGAAAGUGGCUGCAGUUUGAAAUUAUAAUAUGUACAACAUGGAAUGGCCCCUAUACAACGCUGUCCCCCGAAGACCCAUUUUUUGACGUUACUGGUAGAAAACUGUCCUUGGAAAUGUAUUCCAAUAUCAAUUUUCACUUUAAAAAAUUUUGAACUUAAUUCCAUUGAUGAAGAAAUGUCUAUUUAAUAUAUAUCCAAAAAUAUAUUGUAUAUUUCCCGCAUCCAUUGUCAAAAAGUAAUACAUUAAAGUAAAUUAUUUGCAUUAUACAAUAUAUUUAUGCAUAUUUUAGCCAAAGACUACAUAUGUAUUUAUAUUAAAGUAAAAAAUCUAUAUAUCACUCAUGUAAAGGAACUUUUUAACUAUUAGAAAAACAUAUCGUACAAACCUACAAAACAAAGACAAAAACCAAUAACACUUUAAAAACAAAACUCAACAUGAAAAAAAAUAUUAAACAUUUUUUGUACAGUUUUAUUUGUGCAAAAUAAGUAUUGGCAUAUUUUUUGAAAACCUUACCAUGUCCCAUUAACUUUUUUUGUAAACAAAAAAAAUCCAGGACUAUAAAAUCUAGAAUUAAAUAAAAAACAACAAUUUCCCAAUAUUACAGAAAUUCCUUCCCUCCCAGAAAAAAAAAAAAAUUAAAAAUGUAAAUGAAUCGAUCUAGACAAAACAAUUUUUGAGUGUCUAGUAUAAACACUGAAAAAACGCACUGACUUUAUUUAAAUGAUAUUACAGAAAUUCGAUUCCUAGAAUAGCCUGGAUAUUCUCAGAAAGUAAAAGAAAAAACGAAACAUUUAGAUAUAGAUAGUACUCAAUAAAGUACGCAAUACAUAAAAUGUAUGUAAAAAUUAUUAACUGCUAAACUCAAACAAUAUAUACACGAAGAAAACAAAAGAAAAUGUACCCAAAACUUAUAAAUGGUCCAAAACAAUAAUACUUUGAGAAAACUAAAAACAAAACUCUAACAUGAAUUAAAUGUACAUAUUUUUCGUAAAAGAAAAUUAAGAACUAAUAAUAAAAAGUGUACUCAAACCACAUAUAAAACCAAAUUAUAUAUGUAACAAAAUAAUCAUAUAUAAUGGCAGCAUAUACUACAAAACAAUACGGAGACACAAUAAAGCAAAAUAAAUAGAAAAUACAAAUUUAUAUUCUUGAAAAGUAAAAUCUACAUACAAACAUAUAUAACAACUUCAAUAGAAAACUAUAUACACACACGGUCCCAUUAUUAACAGAAAAUCCCCAAAACCCAAAAAAUUAAUAAAUACCUAAAAACAUAUAUUCAAAUAUUUAAUAAAACAGAACAAUAAUCAUAUUAAAAAAAAAAAACAGAAAACAAAAAUAAACUGAAUGAUUUAAUGAAACGAUAACAACAACCACAGCAGCAGCAACAUGAACAAAGAGUUUUAUAUAGAAAAUAGAAAGACUUAAAUGUUAGUGAAUAAGUUAAUGUUUUUUGUUAACACCAAUAACAACAGCAAACAUCUACAAAAUUGUACUGGCAAAUCAAAUAAAUCUCAUUUCAACAUAAACCGAAAAAUCUCAAAGGAAAAAUCCAAAUUAAAAUACAUAUAUUUUCUGUCUCAAAAAUCGAAAAUAUCCGAUAAGAAUCGAAUUGAAAUAUCUGUUUUGGUAUAUCAUCAGAUUUUUGGAAAUUAAUUGAACAACAUCAUGAUGUAAAUCGAUAAGAAAGAAAUUCAAAAAUAAAAACACACAUCUAAAGAAAGCUGGAA
Messenger RNA from Musca domestica (house fly), 7932 nucleotides. Its product is annotated as nuclear transcription factor Y subunit alpha-like. Gene Ontology annotation, molecular function: protein binding. Bases 1326 to 2702 code for a protein of 458 amino acids. Lineage: Eukaryota; Metazoa; Arthropoda; Insecta; Diptera; Muscidae. The transcript has 7 exons. The record is from RefSeq and is a predicted model, not a curated record.